CCUCCCCCUCGCUCUCCCCGCCUCCUCCUCGCUCUCCCCGCCUCUCACGAGCCAGCAGCGACUGCCUGAGCGGAGCGCGCUCAUUGCGACGUUCGGCGCCCCAUUCAACGCCCACUUCUGUUACAGCCCUUGCAGAUCCGGUGGGUGGAAAUUACACAUUCCUAUGGCGAGCCCGGAGAGUCCGCGGCCAGCAACAGCGAUUUCGACGACUUCUUCCCGCACGGCCGUGGAUUUAUAAUUCAUCGACACCAAGACCAUCACCGCCCCACCACGCAAGGCGAAGGGAUUUUAACGUCAAAUGAUGAUGGAGAUGAAAAGGUUGGGACCGUGGUCGACGAUGGGGAUGGUGAUGGUGGCGACGACGAUGAUGAUGAUGGUGAUCCCGUCGCUGGCGACUCGGACACGCGACACGUGCAGCGGGAAUUGCUCGCAACAGGGUCUCGCCUGCACUGUGGUCAAAGGCUGCGAGUCUCUUCUGGGAGGCGACUUUCUGCCCUCGGGCCCACAGAAUCUGCGCUUUGCCACCGUGCCCUCGGCCAACGGGACGGCGUUGGUGCUGAGGGUCGCGUGGAGCCUGCCCGUGGAUGCGAGUGUGCGCAGCGUGACGGGGUUCUGCGUGAAGGUGAAGAUCCGCGACCGGCACGAGGAGGUCUCCCUGCGCUUCCCGAGACCCCCCGCGGAGCAGCGCGACCCGCAGGGGCGGCCGUGGAGCUUCACGUACUCGUGUUUCUCCGUGAGGCCCGGGGACUUUGUGUACGCGAGAGUCCACAGCCAGCCGUACGUGGAGAGCGCCAGCGCCAACUACACCGUGCCAGUUUGUACUGACCCGAAACUUAGGAAGUUACCAGUCUGCAAUAAGUGGACGGCACUCGUCAGCCUGGCCGUCAACGCGUCACCGGGACGCUUGCUGGUGUCCUACCAAAGCUUGGACCCUCGCCCGGAAUACAACGUGCGGCUGUGCCACCUCACGUUCGCCAACUGUGCCGACUUGGCACCCAUUCGGACCCUGACAGGGAGCAGCAAUUCGAGCGAGUUCAUCAUAGAGCAAGCCAUGCCCUGCCUCUGCGUCGAGGUCUACGCUACCAAGGAGAGCUCGUUGCGAGUCCGGAAAUGUCCCUUUGAGAAUGUCACGGCGGAGUGGGGGGCGUUGCGUCUGAGCCGGGCGCCGGGCGGCGUGAUUCUGCGCGCCGACGGGCUGCUGCGCAGGUGCAUGUACGAGGUGCGCGCCACGUUGCUGGUGCGACGGGGAGGGCGCGACACGGCCAUGGACAGCGCCACCUUCAAGGAACUGGAGAGCGGCUCCAUCACCCACGAGUUCCCGCUGAACCCCGGAGUCGGGGACCAGGGGGAGAUAUGCGUCAUGCUCGAGGCGGACAAAUUCUACGCGCCAAGCGAAGUCGUGUGCGUGCCGCGCUGGCGUUGGGUUCCGCUGCUGGCGCUGGGUGCGGUCGUGCUCGUGGGCGCCCUGCUCACCGCACUGGGAGCCUCGCUGGGCCACGCACGAGGACGAUUUUUUGGAGGCGCCAAAGAAAGCCGAAUGGUGCUGCUGCUCCACGCCCACGAGGACGGCGCCGAGCGCCCGCCAUCCUCGCCGCUGGCGCUCGUCGCGGUGCUGGCGACGUUCCUGCGCCGUCGCUGCGGCGCCGACGUGGUGCUCGACGCGUGGGAGAAGCGGGAGGUGGCGCGCCUCGGCCCGGGGCCCUGGCUCGCCGGGCGGCUCGAGCGGUGCCGGCUGAGCGGCGGCGCCGUCGUGGUGCUGGCGUCCGGCGCCGCGCGGCGCCGCUGGGACGAGAUGCGCGGCCUGCGUCUUCCCCCGGUCGGCCGCGGCGGCGCCGGCGAUCCGGCGGGCUCGGACGACGCCGGCGGCGCCACCGAGCUGGGCGACCUCUUCACGCCGGCGCUGCGGUUGCUGUGCGAGCAGGACGCGGCGUGGCGGAGCGCGAACGUCAUGGUGGCGGUGUGCGUCGACGGCGCGGACGUGCCCUCGUGCCUGCGCUCGGCGCGGAUCUUCCGUCUGCCCGGCGACCUCGGGAAGCUGAGCGCGGCGAUCGGGGGCGCCGGAUCGGUCCGGGACGGCGCUGGCGGCGGCGGCGGGCGGCGCUUGCGGGAGACACCGGAGGGCGCGGCGCUUUUGGCCGAGAUCUCCAAAGCGCGUGAGCGGGCGAGCGGACGAGGCGGAGGGACGACUCCGCCGCUCGCCACGGACGCAGCCGUCGAGAAGUCCGCGCCGGGCGCGGAUUUCCCCGGGACGGCGAUCACGGAGACGAAGCUGCAGAUGUGGCCGUUCUUGCCGGAUCCGGGCGGCGGCGAUGGAGAAACGGACAGCGCCUACAGCAGCCUUGAGCCGGCCGCGCUGGAGGUGGGCGGAUUCAGGCUGACCCGGGCUGAGCUCCUGCAGCUCGUCCAGCAGCGGAGCGAGAAAGGACGCGGUGGCCCCUGCCCCACGUGACGCAGAAAAACCGGGACUGAGUGAGCAGCGGCCGCCUUUGGCGGCCACCGCCCCCCCCCCCCCCCCAGGAAAGUCUGGCCACCGACGCAGCCGCGCCCCGCGCCAGCAUGAGCCGUCGAGCAAACGGUCCGAACGGAACGGGUCGGGCUGGUACCUUCUUGGAACCGUCAACUCUGCUAGGGAAUCACCAGCAGACUGGUGAAGCGUCCAAAAGCGUGGAAGUGGGCCCCCUCCUGCGGUGACUUUGACGUCACGCGGGCAAAACGCUUGGCACCGGGCUGCCUCGGCCGGCGAUUGACGGCAGCCUCCUCCCUCCUCCUCCUCUCUCCUCCCUCCUCCUCCUUCCCGCCUCCCUCCUCCCGCCUCCCUGCGACCGAUGCUUAUUUUGGAAGUUUAUUGAGGUUUGAAGCUAUGCUUUAGUAGCUUGCCAGUGAAGUUGAAACACAGACAUACCUCAACACCAAGAGACACCACUACCUCUUUUUUUCUUUCCCACUGCACAACCAAACCGUGCCGUGGGCUGUGCCAAGCCAGAAUCCGAAUAUUUAUUUAUACUGGUUGUUUUUUUUUGUUUCACUCCCAAAGCCGAGCCGUUCCCCUGACGUCACGCGCGAUGAACUCUGAACUCGUCGUUAGCCCCGCCCCCUGGCUCUGCUUGGCCCCCUCCCCUCCUCCCAGCAAGAUUCAAGACGUCUGCCUUGUGGGUCUUGGCUCGGCUCGGUUGUGCCGGUGGAAAAGUGCUUCAGGAUAAUUACAGCAUUGCCGUUAUCAACACUGGACAAUAAUUAUUACGGGAGUUAUUAUCACGGGAAUCAACUCGGGGGGGUGGUGGAGUGAGAGGGGUGGGGGGUGCCCCAGUGUAUAGCCGUUAACCGUUAACAAACUCCCCCGUUGUUGUCUCCGCGUGUAAGACCACGCGGAGCCUGUUUACAGGCCGAAAUGUUACCGUGUAUUGAUUUAUUGCGUAGCAUAUCACGGGCUGGCUUACGUACGGUGCGAAAGAAGUUCUACAAGAAGAAGAGAGAGGGUUUUCUCAUUUAUUUUAACUAAUGUUCAAACAGACUUCCAUAAACACGAAUGCAUGAUUUAUCUUUUAAAACUGAUUGAUAACUUUUAUUAUAUAUAUUAAACAUUACAGGUGUGUGAUCUGUGAACAUUUAUCAAUUGUGUUUUAUCCCAAUGCAUUCAGGGUUCUUGGUCGAGUUAAGUAAAUGUCGUCUGAGAAGUAAGAAAAAACAUAUAACAAUUAAUAAUGAUAAUCAAUCAAUAAAAAUAAUGUACAGAAUAAAGAAUAAAAAAACGUGCGUUUUUUUUUUUAA
Molecule: messenger RNA, 3768 nt
Organism: Lethenteron reissneri (Far Eastern brook lamprey)
Lineage: Eukaryota; Metazoa; Chordata; Hyperoartia; Petromyzontiformes; Petromyzontidae
Molecular function (GO): interleukin-17 receptor activity
Source: RefSeq, a predicted model, not a curated record